AAACACACUCCAGCAGAUCUCUCAGCGGGAAUCAUUGACUGAAGCAGAGCCUCUCACCCUGUGGACCACUGACUGAGCCCGAGGCGAGAAGACAGAGCUCCUCCACAUUUCUGUGUGGUGUGGCAGUGGUAACCAUGACGACUGCAGAGCCACCCAAGGAACUGCGGCACAGAAACAAUAAGGCCCUUCCAUCAGAUGAGCUCUCCGAUCAGGUUGUGAGCCCUGGUAACGUGCAGGAGGACGAGCUGAGACAGUGGAAAGAACAUGCACAGAGGGUGAAGGUGAAAGUGCUGGAGCAGGUCCAGGAUCAUCUCAGUGAUAUUCUAGACGAAGCUCUGACUGAGUCCGUUCAGCCUUUCACCCACAUCCAGCCGACCAUUAACGGCAAGAUGACAAAAAAGACCUCAGCGAGGUCUCAGAAAAUGGAUGAUGGCAAAGUGUUUAUGGAAAGGCCGUCACUGUUGGAUGAGCUGUUUGAGAUCAGUCACAUCAGGACCAUCUACCACAUGUUCAUCGCCGUGCUCCUCAUCUUCUGUCUGAGCACGCUGGCUGUGGACUUCAUCGACCAGGGAAGGUUGGUCUUGGAGUUUGACCUGCUUUUCUUCGCCUUCGGGAAGCUGGGUACCGUCAUCCAGGCCUGGGUCGUGAUGUUCCUCUACACCCUGCUCGUGCCCUACUACACGCUGGUGUUCUGGGCGUCCCUGUACCACAUGUUGCCCUCCAAGUUGGGUCUUUCUCUGGGGACGGGCUUAAUCCUGUCUAUCGCACAGACCUGUGUCCUGGGACUGUUCCCGAUCUACGUAGUCGUAGAGAACCAGCUGCCGCCAGCCUCGCGGUUCAUCGUGAUACUGGAGCAGAUUCGAUUCGUGAUGAAGAGCUACUCCUUCAUGAGAGAAACUGCUCCUGUUAUAAUGAAGAAUACACCAAAGGAAGGAAAAGGUCCGAUAAUCCCACCAUUUUCCAGCUAUCUGUACUUCCUCUUCUGUCCCACUCUCAUCUACAGGGAAUCAUACCCCCGAAACAACCACAUCAGAUGGAACUAUGUGGGCAGCACUCUUGCCAUGAUCUUUGGCUGCCUGUUUUACGGCUACUUCAUCCUGGUCCGCCUCUGCGUGCCCGUCUUCAGACCCGAGACCAACCAGCCGUUUAGCAUUCGGACCAUGGUUCUGGCUAUUUUCCACUCAAUAUUACCAGGUAUUAUGCUGCUUCUCCUGUGUUUCUUCGCCUUCCUGCACUGCUGGCUCAACCUCUUCGGGGAGCUGCUGCGUUUCGCUGACAGAAUGUUCUACAAGGACUGGUGGAACUCUACAUCCUUUGCCAACUAUUACCGAACCUGGAAUGUGGUGGUUCACGACUGGCUGUAUUACUACGGCUACAGAGACUUCCUCUGGCUGUCAAAAAGGAAAUUCCGAGCAGCUGCCAUGCUCUCCGUGUUCAUCGUCUCCGCUGUCGUCCAUGAGUACGCCUUGACCAUGGGCUUGGGAUUUUUCUACCCCGUCAUGUUCUGCUUGUUUGCAGUGUUUGGAGUGGUGUUCAACUUUACCAUGAACGACAAGCGCCAGAGCCCCGUGUUCAACGUCAUCAUGUGGGCGUGUCUCUUCCUGGGCCAGGGCGUCCAGGUGUGCCUGUACUGUCAGGAGUGGUACGCUCAGAUACACUGCCCACGCAAAGAGAAUAGUUUCUGGGAGCUGGUGACGCCUCGGUCCUGGUCCUGCAGCUACCACAGGUGAAGCUGCCUGUCUCCUGCUCUGGACGGAUAAUGGAUAGAGGGAUGAAAAGAUGAAAAUCAUGACGGAGUAAACGUAGACGAAAGUGUGGAAGGAAAACUCCAAAGAAGUGUAUUUUCUUUUUCAUUGUGUCAAGAUUUCUUUGGGUCAAGAUAUGACUAUUACUGUUUUGGUCAUAAUGUUAUCCAGGAGUGAUGUUUUCCAUAUUUCACAUCUGGAUUAUGACCUCCAUCUAUAGGAGGUUAUGUUUUCGCCCCUGUGUAUUUGUUUGUUAUUUUUUAGUAGUAAAACUACUGAACAGAUUCCCAUGAAACUUGGUGGAAGGGUGGGAAAUGUGAGAAAUUCCAGAAUUUCAGAUCCAGGAAUUUCAGAUCAAAUCUAAUGUAUAGAUUUUGAUGAAAGAAUUUGUCUGAUUGUAUUAAAUAGUGUUUUUAUAAUUCAGGCUGUUUAAAAAAAGAGUGUUUACUGUCUAAGUUUAAAUAUUUUAAUAGCAAGCCCUGAAGGACUCAGACCACAGAACAACUUGUUGUCGACUUCUAUGCUUAUUUAAUUUAUUUCUGCAGUAUUUGUACUAAAGCUGUGCUGACAAAACCUGGAAAAGGUUUGUUUAUUCUCAUCUUGUAGCGGUUUGAAUACACUUGAGAAAGUUUCAGCUUUUUCUUCUCUGAAUUAACGAGACGGCCGGAGCCCAAGAGAAGCUUUCAUUUCACCGAUGUCCCGUCUGUGUAGAUCGAUCGGAUACUGAAAGCAAAACGCUUCCAUACAGCAGCCUUGUGUCUAUGGUUUUAUACUUUCACUCAAAACAGGCUUCACCGCAGUGGGGCUCCUGACCCGCAGUGUGUGUGUGUGUGUGUGUGUGUGUGUGUGUGUGUGUGUGUGUGUGUGUGUGUGUGUGUUGCCUGUGUAAUCCUGCCCUGGUUGCGGUUCAGAGCACAGGGAUUGGUUGGAUGAGCAGGUACGUGAACCGGCCAACCACAGGAGGCACGGCGUCUUAUCAGCGGGCCACAAAGCCUCUGUUUGUGUGGCUGCCACGUCCCUCUGAAGUCAUACAGGAAGAGCAGGAUUAACAUUGGUACAGUGUUUGCAUUAGUGAUGUAAUGCUCUGUAAACUGAUACCAACCAUAACAGUGGUGGAGCAGGACGUGUACUUCUCCACUGUCAGUAACAGAAUUGUGUAUUUGUGUAUUUGACAUUGUUCAUCAAUUUUUUUUAUUGUAUUUUCUUUUUCUUAAAUUUAGUUUGACAUCUUUUACCUCCAUCAUUCUAUAAAUUGACAUUCAUCAAAGUGGCUGCACAUA
This is a messenger RNA of Hippoglossus stenolepis (Pacific halibut), 3025 nucleotides long. RefSeq names its product sterol O-acyltransferase 2 (gene soat2). The transcript has 16 exons. Gene Ontology annotation, biological process: cholesterol metabolic process; cholesterol efflux. Gene Ontology annotation, molecular function: fatty-acyl-CoA binding; cholesterol binding; cholesterol O-acyltransferase activity. Gene Ontology annotation, cellular component: endoplasmic reticulum membrane. Bases 135 to 1730 code for a protein of 531 amino acids. The record is from RefSeq and is a predicted model, not a curated record. Lineage: Eukaryota; Metazoa; Chordata; Actinopteri; Pleuronectiformes; Pleuronectidae.